AUGGAGGAGCAGUGGCUCUACUGUGAGCCCCUCCCAAACGAUUCAACUCCUCACACUAUCUCUAAGGAAGAGGCCAGUCACCCUUUGCAAAAAAUUGUAAUAAUCCUCAAGACACACAAGACAGCAAGCAGCACAGUGCUCAACAUGCUGUACCGCUUUGGAGAGGAACGCAACCUUCGCUUUGCGCUCCCACUGGGCUACCAGCUGAGGUACCCACUACCUUUCAAUGCUCACAGAGUCAAAGGUUAUCGAGGUCCCCGAGCCACGGAGUUUCACAUCAUGGGCAAUCACAUGAGGUUUAAUAAGCCAGAGGUGGAGAAAGUGAUGCCUGCAGACACAUUCUACUUUUCUAUCAUCAGGGAUCCUGUCGCGCUGGCCGAGUCCUCUUUUGCUUAUUACAAAGAAGUAGCUCCUGCCUUUCGGAAGGCAAAGGGGCUGGGAGACUUUGUCGACGACCCAAAUAAAUACUAUGACCCUCGUCUUUGCAACAACCACUAUGCCCGCAACCUGCUUUGGUUUGAUUUUGGCAUGGACAAUAAUGCUAAUUUCUCAGUGGAAUUAGCUCAGCAUGGUGAGGCCAUGAUCCGCCAGACAUUCAGACUGAUUCUUGUGUCCGAGUACUUUGAUGAGUCUAUGAUCCUGCUGAGACAUGCCCUCUGCUGGCCACUGGAUGCUGUAGUCUCAUUUAGCCUUAACGCUCGUCAGCAAAAGUCCGGCAGCAACAGCGUAAUGAGCGGAAGCUGGGUCGGCAAAGCUGCCGUAGCGGCUGGCGUCGGUGCUAGAGCUGGACGCUCACAAGGCAAGAUGUUGCCCAAUCUGUCGCUAACGGAUCGUCAGCGCGAGAAGUUACGCCAGUGGAACGCCUUAGAUUGGUACCUAUACAAAACCUUCAACCGCACGUUCUGGGAGGAUAUCGACAAGUUUGGUCGUGCCCAGAUGGAGCAAGAAGUAGCUCUUCUCAGAAUGCGGCGGGAAAUCCUGGGCCGGGUUUGUCUGAAGGAUGGUGGAAAGCCCGUAGAAGCGUACCGGAUACGCGACAAAAAUAUCCGACCCUUUCAGUGCGGAGUAGUAAAGAUUCUUGGAUACGAGCUCCAGCCGGGUCUCGACAAUGCUACCAGGACGGCCUGA
Messenger RNA from Oreochromis niloticus (Nile tilapia), 1128 nucleotides. RefSeq names its product galactose-3-O-sulfotransferase 2-like. Gene Ontology annotation, biological process: glycolipid biosynthetic process. The record is from RefSeq and is a predicted model, not a curated record. Gene Ontology annotation, molecular function: galactosylceramide sulfotransferase activity. NCBI's taxonomy places the organism in Eukaryota, Metazoa, Chordata, Actinopteri, Cichliformes, Cichlidae. Bases 1 to 1128 code for a protein of 375 amino acids. The transcript has 3 exons. Gene Ontology annotation, cellular component: membrane.